GAGACAAAACAAUCAGACGAUUUAGGGAAGGUGUUUGGAGGCUGGGAGUUGUUUCAUAAACGCUGGAGAGCAAAUUAACAGAAAAUUAGUCAGUGUGGGUGGCGCCUUCGUCCCGCCCACUCCCGCGCUCUGUGAAAGUCCCCGCAGCGCCGCGAGCCUCCUGCCGGGACAGGUUUGCUUCUUCUCUCCUGCUGAGACCCAGGAUUCCAGAUCAAAAUUGAAAAAAUGGUUGAUCUCACCCAGCUAAUGGAAAAUGAAGUAUUCAUGUCCUUUGCCUCCUAUACAACGAUUAUACUUUCAAAAAUGAUGUUUAUGAGCAUUGUAACUGCAUUCUACAGAUUGACAAGAAAGGUUUUUACCAACCCAGAAGACUCUGUAGUCUUUGGGGGAAAAGGAGAAAAUGCCAAGAAGUAUCUUCGGACAGAUGACAACGUGGAACGUGUACGAAGGGCGCACCUGAAUGACCUUGAAAAUAUCGUGCCAUUUUUUGGUAUCGGCCUCCUAUAUUCCUUGAGUGAUCCAGAUCUCUCUACAGCCAUCCUGCACUUCAGGCUCUUUCUUGGAGCACGGAUCUAUCAUACAGUUGCAUAUUUGUUACCUCUUCCCCAGCCAAAUCGUGCUUUUUCUUUUUUUGUUGGAUAUGGAGUUACUCUUUCGAUGGCUUACAGAUUGCUGAAGAGCAGAUUGUACCUGUAAGGAGAAUUAUACAACUCAUUAUCUAAUUAGGUUCUAAGAAUUCUGUACUUUCAAUUUAUAAUGAAUACUUUUAAGAUUUUAAGUGGGAGGAAACAGAGAAAUUAAGAUGGGGAAUACCUAGUCUGAAUAUGAAUAUCAACAGAAUUCUUUAUUUUUAUGUUAUACUUGCACUAGAAAUGAAAAAUAAUUCUUAAGUCUUUUGUCUUAUUCUUAAAGUACUUUGUUGUAAAUUUGGAUUAUAAUUUGUAACAUUCGUUCAACAUUUUAUAUUUUAAAUCUAUAAAAAGAGGGAGUGCACGUAUGAGAAACCUAUAUUUCGAUAUUGCUGAAAUAAGCAUAUGAAAUAAAGAAUUUAAAGAAUA
This is a messenger RNA of Pteropus alecto (black flying fox), 1058 nucleotides long. It is a transcript of the gene MGST1, whose product is annotated as microsomal glutathione S-transferase 1. Gene Ontology annotation, molecular function: glutathione transferase activity. NCBI's taxonomy places the organism in Eukaryota, Metazoa, Chordata, Mammalia, Chiroptera, Pteropodidae. The transcript has 4 exons. Bases 226 to 696 code for a protein of 156 amino acids. The record is from RefSeq and is a predicted model, not a curated record. Gene Ontology annotation, cellular component: mitochondrion; membrane.